CAAAGUGAAACUACUGGGACUUUGCUUCAGACGUCAUUUCAACCCCGCAGUAAAAGGACAGAAUGACGUCCUCCAGGAAACAUGAAGGAGAUUUCAGUCAAACUGAGAGAAUGACUGAAGUACGGCAGAAGGGUGAUUAUGUGGAGGAAGACGAGGACAGAGCAGAGUCUCCAGGACCCAGCUGUCUGUCUGUGAAGAGUAAUGAGUCUAUGGGACACCCUUUAACCUUCAGUCAUGAACGUGGAGCCUCAGAGACAAAACACAAGUUUGCUGUUUCUGUGGACGAGCAGACGUCCCAGUGUCCUCUGUGUCAGGACGUCCUGAAGGAUCCGGUCUCCACCAGCUGUGGUCACUGGUUCUGCAGACGCUGCAUCUCCUCAUACUGGAACCAGUCUGGUCCACCAGGACAAUCCUGCUGUCCCCAGUGUGUAAAAAGACCCAGGACAGGACGUGGACCACAGUGCAUCAGUGUACAGACAGAUGUUGGUCUGCAGGAGGUUCUAGAUGAACAUAAGAUCAGUCUGAGGAGGAGAUUUGAACAUGUGACUGAAGGAACUAAUGGAAGAGGAAGUAGAACCCUCCUGAACAGGAUCUUCACUGAGCUCUACAUCACAGAGGGACAGAGUGAAGAGGUCAAUACUGAACAUGAGGUGGUGCAGCUGGAGACGACCUCCAAGAAGAAGAUGGUCCAGGACACUCCCAUCAAGUGCUGCGACAUCUUUAAAGCCUUACCUGACCAGCAGGGGAGCAUCAGAGUCGUCCUGACCAACGGCGUUGCUGGUGUUGGAAAAACCUUCUCGGUGCAGAAGUUCACUCUGGACUGGGCCGAGGGUUUGGAAAACCAGGACGUGAAUCUGCUGAUUCUGCUUUCGUUCAGGGAGCUGAACCUGAUCAGAGAUCAGGAGCACAGUCUUCUCACGCUGCUCCAUGUUUUUCAUCCAACAUUACAGAAGGUCAGAGCAGAGAAGCUCGCUGUCUGUAAACCUUUGUUCAUCUUUGACGGCCUGGAUGAAAGCAGACUCUUACUGGACUUCAGCAGCAGGACGCUGGUUUCUGACGUCACACAUAGGUCUUCAGUCAACGUGCUGCUGACCAACCUCAUCCAGGGGAAUCUGCUUCCCUCGGCUCUCAUCUGGAUAACUUCCCGACCUGCGGCGGCCAAUCAGAUUCCUCCCACAUGUGUUGACAGGGUAACAGAAGUACGAGGCUUCACUGACGACCAGAAGGACGAGUACUUCAGGAAGAGAUCCAGAGAUGAAGAGCUGUCCAGCAGAAUCAUCUCACACAUCAAGACAUCCAGGAGCCUCCACAUCAUGUGUCAAAUCCCAGUCUUCUGCUGGAUCAGUGCUACAGUUCUGGAGCACAUGUUGACCACAGAGCAGAGAGGAGAGCUGCCCAAGACCCUGACAGACCUGUACUCACACUUCCUGCUGGUUCAGACAAAGAGGAAGAAGAACAAGUACAAUAAAGGACGUAAGAGGAGUCCACAGGAGCUGACGGAGGCCGACAGUGACGUUCUUCUGAAGCUGGGGAGGUUGGCCUUUGAACAUCUGCAGAAAGGAGACAUUAUGUUCUACCAAGAAGACCUGGAGCAGUGUGGUCUCGAUGUGUUAGAGGCCUUGGUGUACUCAGGAGUUUGUACAGAGAUCUUCAGAAGAGAGAGCGUGAUCUUCCAGAAAACAGUCUACUGCUUUGUUCACCUGAGCGUUCAGGAGUUUCUGGCUGCAGUCUACAUGUUCCAUUGUUUCACCAACAAGAAUACAGAGGUAUUGCAGGACUUCUUCAGACAAGAAAACAGAAAUGGUGACUCAAACAGGUUUAUCAGAAACUUCACACUCGAUGACUUCCUGAAAGAAGCCAUGGAGAAAUCACUUCAAAGUAAAAAUGGUCACCUGGACCUGUUUGUUCGCUUCCUUCAUGGACUCUGUCUGGAGUCCAACCAGAGACUCUUAGGAGGUCUUCUGGGUCAGACUCAGAACGGUACAAAAAUAAUCAAGAUAGUCUCCAAGAACCUGAAGGAGAUGAACAAAACACACUUCAUCUCACCUGACCGAAGCAUCAACAUCUUCCACUGUCUGACAGAGAUGAAUGACCAAUCAGUGCAGCAGGAGAUCCAAGAGUUCCUGAAGUCAGAGGAUAGAGUACAGGGACAGGAACUCUCUGAGAUCCAAUGCUCGGCUCUGGCCUACAUGCUGCAGAUCUCUGAGGAGGUUCUGGAUGAGUUCGUACUGCACAGGUACAAUACAUCAUCAUCCCAGGGAAAACUCAGACUGAUUCCAGCUGUGAGGAACUGCAGGAAGGCUGUGUUGAGGAACUUCAACUUGUCAAGGUUGAACUUUAGUUCUGUGGUCUCGGCUCUGAAGUCCAACUCCCCCCUGAGAGAACUGGACCUGAGAUGGAACGAGCAUCUCCGGGAUUCAGAAGUGAAGCUGCUGUGUUCCGGACUGGAGAGUCCACAUUGUAGACUGGAGACUCUGAACUUGAGUAUCUGCAGUUUGUCAGAGGUCAGCUGUUCUUCUCUGGCCUCAGUUCUGAAGUCCAACCCCUCCCAUCUCAGAGAUCUGGACCUGAGUGAGAACCAGGAUCUGCAGGAUUCAGGAGUGAUGCUGCUGUGUUCUGGACUGGAGAGUCCACAUUGCAGACUGGAGACUCUGAAGUUGUGGAACUGCAGAUUGUCAGAGAUCAGCUGUCCUUCUCUGGCCUCAGUUCUGGAGUCCAACUCCUCCCCCCUGAGAGAACUGGACCUGAGUGGGAAUGAGGAGCUGCGGGAUUCAGGAGUGAAGGUGCUGUGUUCUGGACUGGAGAGUCCACAAUGCAGACUGAAGACUCUGAAGUUGAGGGGCUGCAGAUUGUCAGAGAUCAGCUGUUCUUCUCUGGCCUCAGUUCUGAAGUCCAACUCCUCCCACCUGAGAAACCUGGACCUGAGCUGGAACUAUGGUCUGCAGCAUUCAGGAGUGAAGCUGCUGUGUUCUGGACUGGAGAGUCCACAUUGUAGACUGGAGGCUCUGAUGUUGAGUUUCUGCAGAUUGUCAGAGAUCAGCUGUUCUUCUCUGGCCUCAGUUCUGGAGUCCAACUCCUCCCCCCUGAGAGAACUAGACCUGAGUGGGAACGAGGACCUGCAGGAUUCAGGAGUGAAGCUGCUGUGUUCUGGACUGGAGAGUCCACAUUGUAGACUGGAGACUCUGAAGUUGUGGGGCUGCAGAUUGUCAGACAUCAGCUGUUCUUCUCUGGCCUCAGCUCUGAAGUCCAACUCCUCCCCCCUGAGAGAACUGGACCUGAGAAACAACUUUUGUCGGCAGCAUCCAGGAGUGAAGCCUCUGUCUGAUCUGGUGAAGAGUCCAGACUACCGACUGGAGACUCUGAGGUCGGGGUGGCAGAUGUGAUGAUCUUCACCCUGGGUCCUGCUCUGUGACGCAGCUUCUGAAGGACAACCACAAACGCUGACGGUGUUUUUCUGUCACCUAUGACAUCACUUCCUCCCACUGCUAAAAAGGAGACAAACCCCAAAACACUAAUAAUUAAAGGCAUAUCUCAAAAUGAUGUAUUCUGGUGAAAGUAUUUGAAAAAUUGGUUAAAGGAAUUUUUAGAAUCCAACAACAUUCUAAACUUCCUUCAGUCAGGUUUUAGGAAACAACGCAGCAAGGGGCAGAAUCCUCCUGUGGGUGCAUGUGCUCAUUCCAGCUUAACCUAAAGUUCAUUCCUGGGUUGUACGACCCAUAGAGCAGUAGGGUUACUCCCAUAAUGCCUCUGGGCGUCUGUGUUCUCUACUUGCCCGUCGCAUCCAUGAACAGCCAAAGGCAUGAUGGGAGUAUGGUCACUGGUGCUGAGAAAUAAGAACUGACGUGUUUAGUGUGAUAUUAAAGCAUUUAAUAUCACAUACUUUGAUUUGUGCUAUUUUUACAUUUGUUAUGCAUUUUAAAAAUGUCACUGACAUACUGUAUGAUAAUAAUCAAAGUUGCUGUAAACUGAAAAUACAGUGUGUACUUUGUAGUUAA
This is a messenger RNA of Solea senegalensis (Senegalese sole), 3995 nucleotides long. Its product is annotated as NACHT, LRR and PYD domains-containing protein 12-like. Bases 63 to 3383 code for a protein of 1106 amino acids. The transcript has 12 exons. The record is from RefSeq and is a predicted model, not a curated record. Gene Ontology annotation, molecular function: protein binding. NCBI's taxonomy places the organism in Eukaryota, Metazoa, Chordata, Actinopteri, Pleuronectiformes, Soleidae.